Messenger RNA from Monopterus albus (swamp eel), 6649 nucleotides. It is a transcript of the gene plppr4b, whose product is annotated as phospholipid phosphatase related 4b. Gene Ontology annotation, molecular function: phosphatidate phosphatase activity. The transcript has 9 exons. Bases 1539 to 4049 code for a protein of 836 amino acids. The record is from RefSeq and is a predicted model, not a curated record. Gene Ontology annotation, biological process: signal transduction; phospholipid dephosphorylation; axonogenesis. Lineage: Eukaryota; Metazoa; Chordata; Actinopteri; Synbranchiformes; Synbranchidae. Gene Ontology annotation, cellular component: plasma membrane.
CUGUUAUUUGUCAGAGAUCGGCUGUGCUUCUCUGGCCUCAGUGCUGAAAUCCAACCCCUCCCAUCUGAGAGAACUGGACCUGAGCAGAAAUGAUAUCCGAGAUUCGGGAGUGAAGCUCCUCUCUGCUGGACUUGAAAGUCCACACUGUAGACUGGAGACUUUAAGACUGAGCUCCUGCGGUUUGUCAAGGAUCAGCUGUACUUCCCUGGCAUCAGCUAUGAAGUCCAACCCCUCCCACCUGAGAGAACUGGACCUGAGAGAAAACAGCCUGCAGAAUCCAGAUGUUAAGGAGCUGUCUGAUUAUGUGAAGCAUAAACACUAUAGACUGGAGACUCUGAGUUGGAAGUACACACACUGACACUUCACCUCCACCAAGUGGACCUGAGUCUGGACUCAGUUGAACUGUUGUUCUUUUGUUCCAUGCAGCCAUUCUGAGCCCCAAGUGACAGACUCCUGUUGAUACAUGUACUCAGUUGGUUCCAGUUCAACAUACUGCAGAUCAUAGCACUCCCUACUGGUGUAGACCCACAGCAGUUCAGUUUAAAGGACUCCUCACAGCAAGAUUUCAGACUAAAUUAAACUAAUUUUAGGACUAGAAAGCACUAGAUUUAUGACUAGAGGUACUGGUUUAAAGAAUGAUUAAAGACCAGAGAGGGGCCAAAAUAAAAGACCACAAAGGACAAGAAUUAAUUAAUCCACUCAAUCAUCUAGUUCCUUUUAGUUUUUACUCUUGUCCUAAAUUUAGCCCCCAUUAGUCUUGUACAGUAUGUAACCUUACAUAUCUAGCCUUAAAUCGAGUCAAAGACAGGGUUGCAAUGAGAAAUCUGACGGCAAUAAUCUAAUGAUGAAAUGAUUGUUUUCAUACUACAUGCAUAGAUCAUGGUCAAGACUGCUUAAGUGAGCAUUGCUUAUAUGAGAAACAGGCAAAUUUUCCAGGUUCACGCAUAUUUUGUCUGCGGGAUCAUUUCUCUGGUAUUUUGAUAUCUUGUGAUAGACCUAUCUCGUCCUCAGCACGGACGGCCAGCACCGCUUCUCUCGUGCAUGAUCGUGCAUUGUUUAUGAGCUGAGGUAGAUCAGCAUAUCAACCGCCCCAUAAAGCCCCUCGCUCCUUUUCAGGUGUUUCUCUCUACAUAGCCUAUAGCAAGUGCACACCUGCCAAAUGCGCUGAGGGCAGAUAGGCUACUUGAAAAAAAUAAAAUAAAAUAAAAUAAAACAGACAUUCAUCCAUUGCCAGCAGACAAAACCAUAUGCUGUCAUCUACCCUCCUCCCCAUUGCGCAUGCGCUCCCUCUCCGUCGUCUGGCUCCGUUCUCAGCCUGACAGCUCGCCGGAGGACAGUCACAGAACUGAUUCUUGGACUUCUCACCAGCAGCGAUUAGGGGACGAGCAAGUCUGGGUGUCGUGAGCGCUGGCUGGAUUAAACAGCGGCUGUGGUCUUGAGCAUCCUGCGGCAUGGAGCGCUCCUGAUCCCGAGGCAAGAGCUCAGCCAGUCUCCCCUCCUCACAUCUUGAUUCUCUUUGGAUAUUUGGAGGCCUGACCAUGUCUGCGAGAGAGAAGGGGAUUCUGACCAAAGACAGCAUCAGCCUGCUGCCUUGUUUCUAUUUUGUAGAGUUGCCGAUCCUGGUAUCGUCUGUGGUCAGUGUGUACUUCCUGGAGUGGACAGAUGUGUUCAAGCCAGUGAAGUCUGGCUUCAACUGUCAUGACCGCAGCCUAAGCCUGCCCUACAUCGACCCCAGCCACGAGGUCAUUCCCUUAUUGAUGCUGCUCAGCCUGGCCUUUGCUGGACCUGCCAUCACAAUAAUGAUUGGAGAGGCCAUCCGGUUCUGCUGUCUGUCUCGAAGGAAGAGUGGCGCUGGGGCCGAGGCUAACAUCAAUGCCGCUGGAUGCAACUUCAACUCCUUCAUACGCAGAGCUAUUCGCUUCAUUGGCGUCCAUGCAUUUGGUCUUUGUGCCACGGCCUUAAUCACUGACAUUCUCCAACUGAUGACGGGCUACCCAACACCCUACUUCCUCACUGUGUGUAAACCCAACUACUCCACGCUCAUUGUCAGCUGUGAGCAGAACCCUUAUGUUAUGGAGGAUAUCUGCUCAGGGGCUGACCCCACAGCCAUCAACCAGGGCAGAAAAUCCUUCCCAUCACAGCACGCUACCCUUGCAUCUUUUGCUGCUGUCUACGUGUCGAUGUACUUCAACAGCACUCUCACAGACUCAUCCAAGCUGCUCAAGCCCCUGCUGGUCUUCUCCUUCAUUAUCUGUGCCAUCAUUUGUGGACUGACCAGGAUUAUUCAGUACAAGAACCAUGCCAUUGACGUCUACCUGGGCUUCCUGAUUGGAGGAGCUAUUGCGGUCUACCUGGGGUUGUAUGCAGUUGGCAAUUUCCAGCCUAGUGAGGUGACAGACACCAAGCCCCCACUACUGCUACCCCGACCUCCCUGCUCUUUGCCUCACAUAAGUCAGGAGGCAAUCCUCCGCCACCUGCAAAUGAAAGCCAGCAUGGCCCAGGAGUCGACCAUACCCACCUCCCACUCAGAGGGCCUCCUACACAGAGGCCUUCAGCAGCAGAGGCCUGAUGAUGGCCUAAAGUUUCCGAGUGCAGAAAUGGAUGUGAUCUCCCCCAACAGCUCAGAGAGCAAAGAUGGCAUGUUGACCUUUAGCCAUACCCUUCCUCGGGUCCACACCCCCCAGGCCAUGGCAGCGUACGAGGAAGCAGCCAGACAUCAUGCUGCUACACUCCACCAUGCCUCCAUGGACACAAGCCGCUCAAAACAGCUUCUGUCUCAAUGGAAAAAUAAGCACAAUAACCACAAAUGCUCCAUGCAGGUCCCAGACAUAUUUUACUCCUCUGUAGACUCGUCAUCUGGCCAGUCCUCCCAGCAUCUGCACCACCAUGGAAGCAUUGAGCUCCGGUCCAGCUCUGAACCAUCAGCUGCGGAUCUGAAUGGAGGCUUUGAUGGUCAUGCAUACAUGUCUGCAGGCGCUAGUACCACCCUCCCCAGUAAUUGUAGUGGCAUCACUGGAGGGGCCAGGAUAUGCAUGCAGUCUAGACCUGGGUCUUCUCAGCUGGUCCACAUACCAGAAGAAGCCCAUGAGAAUUACAACGCCAUGUCCCCAAGGACUGCAGGAGGAGGAAGUGAGGUGAUGUCAGCAGUAAAUAACACAGUUCAGGCUAACUGGCAACAUGCAGCUGAGAAGACAACAGCAUGCAGGACUAAUGAUAGUGGACAGAACACCCAGGCACGAAUCAUGCAUGUGAUUGCUAUGUUCAAGCAGCAGGGCCUACUACAGACCCAUUCCAAGAGCUUAGAUGAGAGCAGCAUCACUGGGAGUUGCCAGGGUUCUGUUAAUUACAGGGCACUAGCGGAUCAAGAACCUACCAGCACCACAGGGCCCAGCUCACUAGGAAGCACCAUAGGCAACAUUUCCGGGAGUACUGGAGCAAUUGUCAGAGUAGAGGCCCACCCUGAAAACAACAGGCCUGUUAUCCAGGCUCCGUCCACAGAUGGAAGUGGCUCAUGGAGGUGGCGGUCCCUGGAUCAUGGAACUGGAGCUGGUGGAGGUGCAGGGACUAGUGGAGCAGAAGGAGGAUCAGGAGGAGGAAGUGGGAGUAUGAGGCAGUCCUUUGAGCUCAAUGAUCUGAACAGAGAUUCAGAAAGCUCAGACUCCAUACGUGAAGGGUCCCUUGACAGGAAGUGUGCCAAUCACAUCAUAACCACCACUGCCACCAUUAGCACCACACCCAUAAUUACAGUUCACUCCCAGAGCACUAGCCAGUCAGAGCAGAGGCUCCACCCCCAGGGACUCUCUACCAUUAGGGUCACUCCAGGAGAUGGCAGCGUUUCUGGAUCUGGAGGAGGUAGUGGUGGAGGAGGAAGCAGAGUUGGUGAUGGAGAGAGUGCUUCCGAAACACCCUCAGUCACUUCCAGUUGCGAGUCAGCUCUGCGGAAAAAAGGCAAUAAUAUUAUCCUGAUUCCAGAAAGAGCCAACAGCUCCGACAAUGCCCGAAAUAUUUUCUACAAGGGAACAUCUAUAACGUCUGUUUUCAAGGACUAGCAUACAAAAUGACCGAAGGCUCCUGAAAAGAUGUAGCUAACAACGAAACAGUCAGAUUUUCUAACAACCCCAUAUCUGUGACAAUACCUGCCAUUGUAAUGUGUAUAUAUCAUAAUAAUUUCAAAAGAAAAAGGUUUAAUUCAGCAUGAGAUUUUUGUACGUUUACACUGAAGCACAACCUUUUAAGUGUUGUAGAACUAAUCACUGUGUACUUUUGUGGUCACUCUUAAAGAAACCUAUUGUAAUGGUGAAGCUGUGCCAAUGCUUUGGGGAGAAGACCUUUUUUAAACAGUUGUAGAAGUUUUGGAUAUAAAUCACAAAAAGAAAAAAACUGAGUAGCACAGUUCAAACUGUAGCGAAUGACUGCAAUAUAUUUGUAUCACAGCUGUGAAGUCAACUGCAAAUCUGUGUUUACUUUCCUGCACUAUUUGAUUGAAAGGGUGCUACGCCAGAUAAUACUAUUACUAUAAAUGAUACUGUAUAAUUUGAAGAGAUAAAGAAUUAUUUUACAAAGAGCGAGAAACUAUGUGACAGAUUUGUUUUAUAUUUUGUCUCUCUUCUGUACAGAUACCGCAUACUCAACUGAAUACUCUUUUGAGCCAUAAGUGUGCUUAGCAUUCCUUCUGUAGCUAUGAAGUCAAAUAUUCUGUGACUUGCACUGAAAUAUGCAUUUGCUGAACCUUUUUUAAUGCAAACCCUGACUUUAUAUUGUGAACUUGUAGUACAUUUGGACACCCCUGUCAGUCUUAUUUACAGCACAAAAAAACAGCAAAACACUAGAAUAGUAUGCUUCUUUAUACCAUAUUAGUACAAUGCAAUCCUUGAACUCAAGCGUUCCACCGGAAUUUGGCAGGUUUCAAUCUGCAUACAAACCUGCCUUUGUAGCUUUGUACUGGAAAAGCAGUCUGAAAUUUUGAAAAAUCACUUGCUGCUAUCAAUUCCAUAACCUAAGUAGGAGUAGUUAUUUGGAGUGUACCCAGGGUUCCAAAAUAAAUCCAUGUCUACAUUUUUUGCAUAGACAUGUUUAGGUGACUGGCAGAUGCUGUUAGACAUGCAACUCUCCCAGGUAUAUGACACAGGUUGAACAGCUGUGUUAUAAAAAAAAUGUUGUUUUAUAAAAUAAAACCACGAGGAAAGAGUUCAGCUAAGAAUUUCACGCUGCAUUUCGGUAAGAAAAAUUUUGUAAUGGAGCUUAAAGUUCUCCUCCAUGGCCAUAACAAACACAGUAUAGCACUAUCACAGUAUGUGGGAGUCUCCCAUUUUUGCAUGUUCCAAAACAUUUAUAUUAUUAAUAAAAAAAUGAUUUAGAAACAGUCAGUUGAGGAUGUACUUAGUGUAGCACAAAGAUGUAGCUGCCAAAAGCUGCAAAUGCUUUAUCACAAGUUUUUAUUCAUGCUGGACAGACUCAGUAUAUGUGCACGUUUUUGGUUGCUUCGUUGGUAUUUUAGAUAGAGGCUCCCAGUUUGCUCCUUUUUCUAGUUUUUGCUAAGCUCAGCUAAACUUCCCCAGGACCUCUUUCUGUACUGGAUGCAUAGAGAUGAGUCUGAUAUUCCCCAGACAUGUUUAUUUCAUCAUCUUUGUCUGAGAGAUAUUUGUAAUAAUUUUAGGUCUUAGUUCUUUAGAAGUAGAUGGAUAUCUAGUGCACUGUGCAUACCUUAGUAGCAAGAGUCAAACCGGAUUUGUUGUAGCCUAUGUUUAAAGGUGCUAUUCGUAGCAUUUUUCACUCCGAAUAUACAAUAAAUAUGGCUGUCAAAUUGUAAUAUAUCAGUAUAAUCAUCAAAUGAAAAGCUCUUGGCAGCUGAUGAUUUUUGCUGGGUUUAGCACUCUUUAGCAAACUUAAGAACAACAACUUUUUCACUUUUGUAAGUAAUUUCUUUUUGUGCUAUAACAUAACCAGCAGUUUUAGUGCCAGGUUUCUUUUCUUUUUACAUUAACAGUGUGUACAGGAUAUUGACUGGUGAGAAACUAUAUGACUGUUUCUCAGUUGACAAAAUCUGUUGUUUACAGUGAAAAACAUUAUGGUGCAUAUGAUUAGUCAAUAUCUCUCUGGUUAAAUAAGCACCUACUAAUAUAAAUUAGAUACCAAGACUCCAGAAGUGGUAUUUAUGAAAAUAUUUUUGUCAGAGUGAUUGUGAGGAAAUUUACCAAGGCUAGAAUUUUUUUAUAGGAAAAUAAAUACAUCAUCAGAUGCACUUUUCAGUAGUUGUAUAGCAUGCCUGCAAUAUGUUGUACAUGAUUUACUCUAUACCCCAGUGUCAUCUGCAUGGUCACAUUUCCCACAAUGUGUUUUAUCAUAAAUAUGCUUUUAUUUUGGAUGAAUAGAAGUGUUUAACAUUAAGUCCUUUAUUUAUGCUUUCUUACUGACAGUUGUAUGACAAUCUUUUUUUAUCUAUGCUCUGUUGCCAAUAGUAACAGUAAGUCACCUUUGCGAAUAUGUGCGUCUGCAUGAGAGAUGCAUAUAAGUCGGGCAGAUCAUGUGACAAUUUGGUGUGAGUCUGUAAGUUUCAUGUGACCUUUGUAUGUUAAUUAUAAUAUCUUUCUGUUCAAUAGAUGUCACCCUACUUUGACAAUACAACCUGAGUUGAUUAAAUAGUGAACUA